UCACGUUUGCUGUCCCAGGUUGUAACUUGUUGAGUAUGUGUCGACCAGGGAGCGUCUCUUCAGCCUUUAUUCUUGCACUUCCCCUUGAAUUGUUUAUUGCCUGUUAGUUUCAAAAGAAAAAACAACAACAACUCAAAAUGGAACACUACGUCAAGAUAGCGAGAGAGUUACUCAAGAAGCACGCCGUUGCUAUCACCGUUGCAGUUGCAGCAGGGGCAAGCCUGCUGGCCUUGCGCAGGUGGCUGGCGGGAAGAGUGUGUCGGAGCAAGGCCAGCCUGAAUGGGAAAACAGUGCUGAUCACAGGCGCCAACACUGGCCUUGGGAAGGAGACGGCCCUGGAUCUGGCGCAACGAGGGGCCAGAGUAAUCCUCGCCUGCAGGGACUUGACCAAAGCCAGCAUGGCCGCCGACUACAUCCGCCGGAAGAGCGGCAACAACAACGUGGUGGUGAUGAAGCUGGACCUGGCCUCCCUGAAGUCAGUCAGAGAAUUGGCCAGCCAAGUUAUAAAUAGCGAGGAGCGUUUGGACAUCCUGAUUAACAAUGCAGGUAUCAUGAUGUGCCCCAAGUGGAAGACGGAGGACGGCUUCGAAAUGCAGUUCGGCGUCAAUCACCUGGGACACUUCCUGCUCACCAACCUUCUCCUCAGCAUGCUGAAAAGCUCUGCACCAAGCCGAAUUGUCAUUGUCUCCAGUAGGGCGCAUGAGAAGGGCUCCAUCCACUUUAAUGACAUCCACCUUGAUGAAAACUACCAACCUGACGUGAGCUACCGCCAAAGCAAGUUGGCCAAUGUGCUCUUCUGCAGGGAACUAGCGAUCAGGCUAAAAGGCACCGGCGUGAACACAUACUGCCUCCACCCCGGUGUCGCCAGUACCGAGUUGGGCCGCCACCUGUUCCCUACGUCCCUGUGGAAGAAUCUGCUCCUCAUACCUUUCCUGAUGAUGAUCAAAACUCCACGGGAAGGAGCACAGACUUCCAUCUUCUGUGCCGUGGACGAGAGUCUAGCCACAUCCAGCGGCCUCUACUACAGUGACUGUGCCGUCACCUGUCCUGCCCCAGCAGCCACGGAUAAUGGGAUAGCCAAGCGACUGUGGGCCCUCAGCGCCAGUUUGGUCGAGCUGGAAUGAAGUCAGCGUCCUGCCGCGCCUCCAUUCAUGCCGCUCAGGCCAAUGUACAGUUGCUACAGUGAUUAUCAUGUACUGCCUUUUUUUUUUUUUUACAUUUGAAUGAGACCCAUUAACUUUGCACAGUAAACGCUCAGUGAUCUAUGAAAAUAUUAGGGCCACACUGAAAAGAAAAGACUACUAGAGAAUAAACUCAUAGAAUUUUUAAAGUCUACAUGUUGCAAAAAUGAAUUAAGAGGGAGAAAAUUAAUAUUAAGAGGAAAAAUACAUUUGUAAGAACACAUUUGGAAUAUUACUCCAAAAAUAUUUUAUUUUAUGAGAAAAUUAAAGGCAACAUUACAUGGAAAAACAUGCAAUAAACUAUUAAGAGAUUUUCUACAUUUUAUGCGAAUACAUUUUUGAAAAUAAAGAUUUUUAAAAAUUGUGUUAUGAAAAAACAUUUAACAGUAAAAUUUAUAUUAAAAGAAAAAAAAUCUAAUAGAAUAAAUAUAAAAGAAAAAAGUAAAUUGUAUGACAAUAAAGCUGUAAUAUGACAAAUAAAAUUUAAAACCCAACUUGAGCAUUUUUUUGAACAUUUUAUUCUUGUAUUUCAACUUUUCUCAUAAUUUUUUGCACAAUUCUUUAUUUAUUACAACAAUACGUUUUCUCAUAACAUUGGAACAACUAUGCAAUUAUAGUUAUUUUCCUUUCAGUGUGUCCCGAGUAGUCCUCUGUAGUAAACAAUGAGUUUAAAUGAAAUGCACUGCUUCUUGAUAUGAACUGCUUUAAAGUAACCUGCAACCUGUUUAACCAGUCUUUUCAAGAGAGAAAGUAAAAAUAAGCUUGACCAUAAAAUUAACCACAUUAUCUUAGUUUGUUUUAACUUACACUCUCGGAAAAUAAAAACAAUAAAAAACAUUAUUAUAGGUCACACUUAUGGUGGAAAAAGUUUUGAAACGAUUAUUCGUAAUCUCAUUUUCUUUAUAUCACAAAAGCUCGGCAUUUGCACUGGUGUGUGUAGACCUUUUUAUAUCCGGUUGUGUACUGUAUAUCUUAAAUGCUGUGGUGUAUGCUGCUGUUAGAGAUUUUUUUUUAAACUUUUUCAUGUGACUCAACUCCUCUUGAGUUUACUGAAAUUCCUGUUCAUUAAUCUUCUCUUCUCAUGUGUUUGCAACCCUGCAGUUCCUGUGUACACUGCCCUUAAAAUAAACAAUUUCAACUUGAUGUACAAACCGAGCUCAACUUGGAAGAGGAGAAAAAUAUUAUUGUAUAGGUGACCUUAAUAAGCUGUUAUUAAAAUAUGUCUGUCAGAAUAAAAGUAAAGAAAAUUAAUGCAUAAAACAACUAUAUCGAUACAAUGGCCACUUUAUUAUGUGCACUUAUUUAAAAUAGAGGUCAGUAACAAUUGGACUUUUUUUCUUCUUUUUUUGCACGAGUGCUCCCCCUACAGUUGAGAAGUGCAGUUUACUUUUAAGCCACAUACAGAUCGAAGUGCAUUUUUAACCAACUCAAGUCAAUGAUUGUACAUGUAAAAACACAAGUGGUAAUGUCAUUUCUUGAAAUAAACAUCUGAUCAUUUUA
Messenger RNA from Phyllopteryx taeniolatus (common seadragon), 2681 nucleotides. RefSeq lists its product as uncharacterized. The coding region runs from base 138 to 1124 and encodes 328 amino acids. The transcript is spliced from 7 exons. NCBI's taxonomy places the organism in Eukaryota, Metazoa, Chordata, Actinopteri, Syngnathiformes, Syngnathidae. The record is from RefSeq and is a predicted model, not a curated record.